Glycine soja is the source of this 1265-nucleotide messenger RNA. RefSeq names its product 60S ribosomal protein L5. NCBI's taxonomy places the organism in Eukaryota, Viridiplantae, Streptophyta, Magnoliopsida, Fabales, Fabaceae. The coding region runs from base 155 to 1021 and encodes 288 amino acids. The transcript has 9 exons. Gene Ontology annotation, biological process: translation; ribosomal large subunit assembly. Gene Ontology annotation, cellular component: cytosolic large ribosomal subunit; ribosome. Gene Ontology annotation, molecular function: 5S rRNA binding; structural constituent of ribosome. The record is from RefSeq and is a predicted model, not a curated record.
UUCUUUCCGUCACUUUUGGGGAAGAGGUCGAGUUUCACAGCAGCAAUGGUGUACGUCAAGGCUCAGAAAUCAAAAGCCUACUUCAAGAGAUAUCAAGUCAAGUUCAAGAGAAGAAGAGGUUAUCAUAUUCGCCUAUUUUGUUUUGUCAUGUUCAAUGUUGAAUACUCUGUUAGUAACGGUGAUUCUGUUACCUGCAGAGGGAAAAACCGAUUACCGUGCCAGGAUUCGGUUGAUUAAUCAGGACAAGAACAAAUAUAACACUCCGAAAUACCGAUUUGUUGUUCGCUUUAGCAACAAGGACAUUGUUGCACAAAUAAUAUCUGCUAGCAUUGCUGGCGAUAUUGUUCUUGCUGCAGCAUAUGCACAUGAGCUGCCACGAUAUGGUCUUGAAGUAGGGCUUACAAAUUAUGCUGCAGCUUAUUGCACUGGUCUCCUGUUGGCCCGAAGAGUCCUCAAAACACUUGAAAUGGAUGAGGAGUAUGAAGGAAAUGUUGAGGCUACUGGAGAGGAUUAUUCCGUGGAACCUGCUGAGAGCAGGAGGCCAUUCCGUGCUCUCCUUGAUGUUGGUCUUAUUAGGACUACAACCGGUAACCGUGUGUUUGGUGCCCUUAAGGGAGCUCUGGAUGGGGGGUUGGAUAUUCCUCACAGUGAUAAGAGGUUUGCUGGGUUUGAUAAGGAAAAGAAGGAGCUUGAUGCUGAGGUUCAUCGCAAAUAUGUUUUUGGUGGACAUGUUGCUGCCUAUAUGAAGAUCUUGGCUGAAGAUGAACCAGAGAAAUACCAGUCACACUUCAGUGAAUACAUCAAGCGUGGGAUAGAAGCUGAUGGUAUUGAGGCACUGUAUAAGAAGGUUCAUGCCGCCAUUCGUGCUGAUCCUACUCUUAAGAAAUCUGAUAAGCAGCUCCCGAAGGAGCACAAGAGGUACAACUUGAAGAAGCUGACUUAUGAGGAGAGGAAGGCUAAGUUGAUUGCACGUGUGGCAUCUCUCAACUCUGCUGCUGAUAACGAUGAAGAUGAUGAGUGAAAGUUCAUUGAAGAUUCCGUAUCAUCGUUGCACAACUAGAAACUAUCUUAUUUUGCGUCUAGGGAGUCAUUUUCUUGAAAAUUUAUUUACAUGUACUGUUUAUUUUCUAGGUCCGAAAUUUUGGAUACUAUUUUUGAAGUUGGGGUAGCCGUUUUUUUUGUCAGUUUCGUGUUAGCCUGAAUUGAUGUUUUACCAUACUUUGAUGCUAUACGCUUUAUUUCUAGCAGGAAGUGUUUUGGUUUUA